AGAAAAUGCGAUCAGUACUGGCCAAGCUCCGCCGGCUCAUCGGAGACACACGGAAACUAUCAAGUCGGUCUUGUAAAAGAGAUUCCGAAUACUUAUUUUGUGCAUCGAAUACUCAGUUUACGCGUCGUGAAAUUUGUUCCACCGGCAGAGCGUCGAAUACAUCAGUUACACUUUAAAGGAUGGCCCGACCAUGGAGUGCCCGAUACUGUGUUCCCGCUUCUCACAUUUAUGCACUAUGUGGCCGAGAUACAUUCCACAGGACCAAUUGUUGUUCAUUGCAGUGCUGGUGUUGGACGAUCCGGUUCCUUUAUCUUGAUGGAUAGUAUGAGACGUCAUCUGAUCAAUUCUCGUAAACUGAAUCUGAUGGGUCAUCUGAUGCACAUGCGACGUCAACGUGAGAAAGUCGUACAAACUGUGGAACAGUACAUUCUGUGCCAUGAGACAAUUCGACAACUAAUUCGUCAUGGUAUCACACGCAUCCAUCCGAGCCUAUUUCAAAGAUACAUCAACUAUCUAUGUGAGGAACAUGUGAAUGGUAAGACAAGGAUUCAAAUGCAGUACGAGGACCUCUGCGAAUGUCAUCACAAUCCACCUUGUUCUCCACCUGGGAACUAUAUAACAUUACCGGGUUAUCAUCGUGCAAACGAGUUUAUCGUCGCUAACUGGUCGCGCGAGUGUCCAGAACUAUGGCAGUUGGUUUGGUCGCAGAACUGUCAAACUAUAGUUCUUCUCGGUGAAGAAGAUUAUUGGACGGGUAUUGAAUCCGUGGAGGAUCUAAGCAUACAACACGGGGAUAACUUCGUUCUUCUACAGAAUAAUGAAGACCAGUUAUGUGUUCGGGUGGUGUUGGUGUCACGUGUCGCUCUAGAGGCCGACUUUUGGGGUGAAGUCGAGCGGAUUCAACAGGAACGUCUCGCCUAUCACGACGCUCCAUUGCUCGUCAUAAACACAUCACGGCCUCAUACGUUCUGCAGUAAUUCGUUUCCAACGUCCUUACCGUAUACGAUCUGUGCACUAACAUCAUUAGCAUGCCAACUUGAACAACAAGGAUGUGUAGAUGUGGUGCUGUUGUUGGCCUCAUAUUCUCAUAUACAUUGCGGAUUAUGGCAGUCUAGGCACACAAGGUUCCUUCAAACGUUUGAUGAAUUGCAGAUGUACACAUGA
Angiostrongylus costaricensis is the source of this 1164-nucleotide messenger RNA. The record is from the annotation of a GenBank genome assembly. NCBI's taxonomy places the organism in Eukaryota, Metazoa, Nematoda, Chromadorea, Rhabditida, Metastrongylidae.